UGUUAUUUUAAUUUUUACAGUUCUGAAACAAGCGAAAUUACUCCAGCCACAACAGUGGCAACAGCCCAGGAUUCCGAAUCACAGAGCAAAGGACCAGCACCAGCGGAAUUAACAAUUCUGAAAGGCGCUCAGGGGAAAAAUCAACUCACCUACAACAGCGCUUUCUUUGCUCUUCAAAACACCGUUCGCAACUGCAUUCCCGUUGUUCUCCCGCCUAGGAAAAAUCCAUGGGAUGUUGUACUAGAACCGCUAGUGCCUUUUAAAGGACUUCAGCGUGUCUCCAGUGAUGAAAAUAUUGCUGCAAGUUUUAGGGUCAAGAAGGUUCAUUUAAAAAAGGUCACAGCUGAACAGAUACGUCGCUGGGAGACUAACUUUGGCUUCCUCUUAAAUGACCCAGAUGGAUUAGCGCUGUUUGAAAAAUUUCUGGAAAGCGAAUUUAGCCAGGAGAACAUCCAAUUUUGGGAGGCCUGCGAGAACUAUCGUCGCCUCCCGGCAAAAUACUUGGCCCAGGAGGCUCAAAAAAUCUACCAACUCUACCUCUCAGUUCAGUCACCCCGUGAAGUGAAUCUUGAUUCCAAAACUCGUCUUAGCACAAUCAGCCUACUAUCCACUCCAACCGUCCACCUAUUCGAUAACGCUCAACGCAAAAUUCAAGCUCUUAUGGAGAAGGACUCCUAUCAACGAUUCCUUCGUGUUCCACUUUUCCUCGACUUUAAGAAAUCUGUCCUUGAUGAGCCUCCAUGUCCGCCGACGAAAUCCAGAACUUCACCUCAACAUAAGAAGAAACCACCAGCAACAACUAUACAAAGCGCCCUUCCCAAUGUUAUCAACGUUACAACUCUUCCCUUAGGUCGAAAACCAUUCUGA
Messenger RNA from Rodentolepis nana, 867 nucleotides. Lineage: Eukaryota; Metazoa; Platyhelminthes; Cestoda; Cyclophyllidea; Hymenolepididae. The record is from the annotation of a GenBank genome assembly.